This is a messenger RNA of Glarea lozoyensis ATCC 20868, 1680 nucleotides long. Its product is annotated as alpha/beta-Hydrolase. The coding region runs from base 1 to 1680 and encodes 559 amino acids. The transcript has a single exon. Lineage: Eukaryota; Fungi; Ascomycota; Leotiomycetes; Helotiales; Helotiaceae. The record is from RefSeq and is a predicted model, not a curated record.
AUGGCACCUACACCCGGCAUUCUCUACGUGACCAUGCAGCCCAAACCCGGGCUGCCAGAAGAACAAUUUCACGAUUGGUACAACAAUGAACACGGUCCUACAAGAUUACGCCUAGAUUUCUGCGAGAAUGGCUUCAGAUACCGCGCGAGUGAUUUGGAGGGGGAGAAACCAUCACAAUCGAAACCGGAAUGGAUGGCUAUAUACGACAUCACAGAUAUGGCCGAGUUGACAAAAGAGACGUAUUUGCGACUUCGCGGGCCUCCAGUCAAGACUCAGCGAGAGGCGGAUACGAUGGCACAAAUUCAUGUUGAUCGGAAGUUAUAUGAGUUUAUAGAGAGUAGGGAAUCGAAAGAAUUCAAGAGGUUGGAACUUGUAGAAAAUGAGGGGCGGGGAAAUGUCAUUGUUGCGGUGUUUUUGGAUGUUAACGAGGGGAUGACAGAUCAAUUGGAUAGGUGGUAUAAGGAGGAACAUAUCGACAUGUUAUCCAAAGUACCUGGAUGGUUACGAACUCGACGAUUCGUCACUUCCUCGAUUGAUCCGAAAGCUCCAAAGGAAUAUCUCGCACUGCAUGAAUAUGCACCGGAGAAUGGAUUGGGAGGACCAGAAUUCCAAGCUGUGACUUCGACGCCAUGGACACAGGAGAUUAUGACGAAAGUGGUGAAGGAUAAAAGGAGGAGGGUUUAUGAUUUAUAUUAUACAUUCGGCCCAGCACCGCGUCAUCUCUCACCUAAACUCUCAGACUGGACAUCAACAGACCCAACAUCUCCCUUCCUAACUAAAAUCCACUCAACAACACCCACCGACCUACCCACCGGCGCAAUAGAAUCCCACAUCACCACCCCCGACGGCAUCAUCAUCCCCUACAUCCUCACCGGCUCCUCCUCCCCCUCCGCCCCCCUAAUAGUCCUCUCCAACUCCAUCCUCACAACCCCCACAAUCUGGGACCCCUUCCUCACAUCCUUCUUCUCCAUCCCCUCCAACCAAAAAUACCGCGUCCUGCGCUACUUCAAACGCGGUCGUUUCCCAGACUGCGGCACGCAACCCAUAACAAUCGACGUUCUCGCCGCCGACAUCAUCGCCCUCCUCGACGCUUUACGCGUUCCAAAGGCCGCAGCAGUCAUAGGUGUAUCCCUCGGGGGCUGCACAACCCUCAACCUCGCCCUCACCCACCCCGAUCGACUCGAGAAUUUCAUAUCCUGCGACACCUCCGCCGCCUCACCGCCCGGCAACGCCAAAGCCUGGGGCGAACGCAUCGCCAUCGCCUCAUCCGAAGCCGCCAUCUCCCCCUCGGGCCUCCCAAUAGUAGGCCAGACCCUCGCCGAGAAAACCACACGUCGCUGGUUCGUCCCCGAGUCCUACUCUCAUCCUGGCUUGGUAGGCAGAUUAGAGGACGUGAAACAACAGGUCGCGACUAACUCCCUCGAGGGGUUCAAGAAGAGCGUGAAUGCGCUUUUUGAGUAUGAUUUGAAAGCGAAGAUGGAGGGGGGACGGGUGAGGGGCUGUUUUGUGGUGGGGGAGAAGGACGGGGUGUUGCCGGGGACGAUGAGGGAGAUGGCUGUGAGUUAUGGUGGGAAAGGGGGGGCGAGAUACGAGAUCAUUGAGGGAGCGGGACAUUUGCCUAUGGUUGAGAAACCUGGGGAGUUCGCUGAGGUGGUGACGAGUUUCCUACGGGGCUCGUAG